Andrographis paniculata is the source of this 2168-nucleotide messenger RNA. Its product is annotated as BTB/POZ domain-containing protein At1g63850-like. Lineage: Eukaryota; Viridiplantae; Streptophyta; Magnoliopsida; Lamiales; Acanthaceae. The transcript has 2 exons. The coding region runs from base 121 to 2025 and encodes 634 amino acids. Gene Ontology annotation, molecular function: protein binding. The record is from RefSeq and is a predicted model, not a curated record.
AUUCAAUUUCAGAGCAGAAUGUGAUGAUGACGACGAUGUCGAUGGAGCCUCACCGCUAAAAGACAAAAUUCUCUCACUACAGCCGCCCGUAAAGUACUAAAUACCCACUGACAAACAUACAUGGCCACUGCCCACCUUCACUUCCAAACGCAGCCCCUCAAACCCAAGCGCCGCCGCCGCCGGGAAACCACAAUAACCGCCUCCACCGCCGUAGAUUCUUCGUCGCCGGCCGAUUCUUUUUUAGCAGUUCGAAAUCCAGGAAACCGUAGUGUCGACGCUUCAAUUGCAGUCUGCGCGGAUAAUCCCCAAUCAAAACCACCGGCCGGCGGCGGCGGGUCGUUGUCUUCCUCCCCGUCCUCCUCCCGGACAGAUCUGAAGAUCGGUUACCCUCCCGCCGCCAUGGAUUCCUACACCAACGGCGGGGCGGCCCCGGGGAACUCCGCCCUAGAUCAAUUCCCGUCGUCGUUGAGUAAAUUCAAUUCGGCGCUCACGGCGGGGCUCCUCUCGCCGCCGCCGCCUGCGGCGGAGAAAACCCGGUCGAGCCCGACGCUGUUCGAAAUGAUGGCCAACGAAACCGAUUGCCAUCCAAGAGCCACAACCCUAAUCCAAAACGGCGUCGUUCCGAUCCCAAAUCACCAAAACGGCGUCGUUCCGAUCCCAAAUCAACUGAAACAAUCCCCUACAAUGCUCGCGGGGAACCCACCGCCGCCGCCGCAGCCGAAAGACCGGCAGGCAUUAGUGCAGCAGCGACUUAUGGAUCUCCUACAAUCCCGGAGCCCAGGAAAUCAGUUCAACGACGCGAUUUCCGGCAACGUGAAGCUGACUUUGAGUUCCAGGGAUGGGAUCAGCGUCUCCAUAAGCGUUCACAGGCAGAUCCUGGUGGCGCACAGCCGAUUCUUUUCUUCGAAAUUGAAUGAGGAGUGGGUUAAGCAGCAGAGCUCCGGGACCUGCAUUGUCGAGAUCGCCGAUUGUGACGAUGUCGAGGUUUACAUCCAGACUCUCAGAUUAAUGUAUUGUCGUGAUUUAAGGAAAAAUCUCAUCAAAGAAGACGUUCCUCGUGUGCUCGGAAUUCUCAAGGUCUCGUCGGCAAUUGGAUUUGACGCGGGAGUGUUAUCUUGCUUGGAGUAUUUAGAAGCCGCGCCAUGGGCUGAGGACGAGGAAGACAAGGUAGCUUCGCUGUUAUCAGAGCUGAAGCUCAAAGGCAUCGGGGCCGGCGAAGUUUUAAAGAGAGUUUCAGUGGAUGCAAAAUCGAGCAAUGUGGAUGGAGAUACUAACGAGGAAGUGCUCGUAAAGCUAUUGCACGUCGUUCUCGAAGGAAAAGAUGAGAAGGCGAGACGAGAAAUGAAAAAUUUGGUAUCCAAAAUGCUGCACGAGAAUUCGUCGAAGAACGACCUCAGUAAGGAGUCAUUGUACUCUGCUAGCGACGGCUGCCUGAAACUGCUCCGGCGCCAUUUUCUAGAGGCAGCGGAAGGGAACGUGGAAGAGGUAAGCAAGAUAGCGAGGCAGGCCGAUAAUUUACACUGGCUUUUGGACAUUCUGGUCGACAGACAGAUCGCCGAGGAUUUCUUACAGACGUGGGCGUCGCAAUCGGAGCUGUCUGAAGCGCAUUCGAAGGUGCUGGUGAUCCAUAGAUACGAAAUCAGCCGGGUUACGGCGAGGCUGUUCGUCGCGAUUGGGAAGGGGCAGCUCUUGGCUUCGAAAGAGGGGCGAUGUUCGUUACUGCAGACGUGGCUCGCCCCGUUUUACGAUGAUUUUGGAUGGAUGAGACGCGCUGGGAAGGGGCUAGAUCGGAAUUUGGUCGAGGAGGGCCUUAGCAACACGAUACUCACUUUGCCGAUGUCUUGGCAGCAAGAGAUUCUUCUGGCGUGGUUCGACCGGUUCGUCAAUUCCGGGGAUGACUGUCCAAAUAUCCAAAGAGGGUUCGAAGUUUGGUGGAGGAGAGCUUUCUCGAAGCAGCGCAACGGCAACGGCAACGGCGAUCUUAAGAAACCGCAAGAAAUGCGAAUUACCGUCGAGAAAUCUUGAUUCUCAACAAGUAUUUUUUUUCAUUAAUUUUAUUUUAAAUACUGCACGUUCACGCCUUGUGUUAAGAAAUUGGGUCAAGAUUUUGUCCAAAUUCGAACUUUGUUCGUUGUUAAUAUUCAUUCUUUCUUUAUAACCUGCAGAAA